Messenger RNA from Astyanax mexicanus (Mexican tetra), 1470 nucleotides. RefSeq names its product SUMO specific peptidase 6b (gene senp6b). The transcript is spliced from 13 exons. Gene Ontology annotation, cellular component: cytoplasm; nucleus. Gene Ontology annotation, biological process: protein desumoylation; regulation of spindle assembly; regulation of kinetochore assembly. The coding region runs from base 124 to 1281 and encodes 385 amino acids. NCBI's taxonomy places the organism in Eukaryota, Metazoa, Chordata, Actinopteri, Characiformes, Acestrorhamphidae. The record is from RefSeq and is a predicted model, not a curated record. Gene Ontology annotation, molecular function: SUMO-specific endopeptidase activity.
CAGUUUAAUGAGCCAAAAGCUACAGCUAAACUACUAGUCUAGCGUUAGGUGUUCGGGCGUCUGACUGAUUUGUGUGAGACAACACAGUGAGUUGCUAUCGACUUAAAUGAUCUUUCUCAAACUAUGACCCAGAGUCGCAAACAACGUGACAGUUUGCCACUGGAUUUUGAUGAGGAUUUUGGUCUUCCACCACCAAAAGGCGUUCUUCUGCAGAGGCGCCGCUUCUAUCAUGCUCUUGGAGGAGGCAGCCCUGAAGAGACCCGACAUCCUUUGUCACAUCCAGAGAUCAUUGAAAUUGAUAAAGAUGGGCCAGUUGUUAACUGUGGGACAGUCAAUUCUAAAGAUCGGAUGUACAGCACUGAUACACAGCCUGUGAACAAACUCUCUCGGAAGAGUCGCAUGAGGGAUCAGUUUGGAGAAAUUGUCCCAAUCAAAUGCAAGACAAAGUCAAAACCCUCCAUCACAAAGUUUCCUUCUUUGACGUGGGAUGACCUAGAAGAAUUUAACCGUGUUACCCUCAACAUCAGAAGUCUGAGACUUGGGACACUGAACAUGAACUUCAGGGGAACAGUCACUUUUUCAGUAGAUUCUAUUGAAAUUCCAAACAAAGCUCAAAUUGUGGCAUCAGGAUUGAUCAGUUGUGAAUGGUGUACAGAGCAUAAACUGCCAGCUCUGUUUUUACAAACAACUGCUGCUGAAUGGCUUCGUCUAGGAGAUCUUACCAUUGGUCAAAAUGAAAAAUACAUUGUCCUCAUCUUUGAGAGUGAACCAACAUUGCUGGAAAAGGCCCUUCUUGAACAGAUUUUUGCAGAGAUUGGCAGGCGUAAUAACAUAAGCAACAUUUCAGCCUGUCUUGCAUUCGAUGAAGCUAAUGACAGAUUGAUGGCAAACAGGCAGCCUCAGAAAGAGAAGGAUUAUCUGCUAUUAGAUGAGGUGGACAAGGUUCCUUUGACGCUAUUUUCUUCAGAAGUUACCACCUCAAAUAGAAACCAAGAGAAAGGAGAGAUCAGCAGAUAUUUCUCCACCAGUACACAGAGCGAGAUAACAACGUUUGAUCUUUCAGACAGUGAGGACCAUAAUGAAGACAAUAAUAAUGAUGACUUGAUGGUGUACCCUUCUUCAAAAACGGCAAGACUGAUUGUGUAUCCGCCUCCUCCAGCCAAAGGGGGAUUUUCCAUUACUGAGGAAGACCUAAGAUGCCUUGAUGAAGGAGAAUUCUUGAAUGAUGUGAUAGUGGACUUUUACUUGAAUAUGUUUUUAUUUCAGAUAUUUGGUCUGUGAGAAGUUGGAGACGAAGGACACCAGUAGGUGUCAUGUUGUCAGUUCCUUCUUUUAUAAGAGUCUCACACAGGAAGGUCAUCAGGACACCCCAGGUUUAUCAGUUCAGGAGAAGAGGCAUAACAGAGUAAAAACAUGGACCCGGCAUUUGGAUCUUUUUGAGAAGGACUUCAUUUUUGUCCCAAUUAACCA